AUGUCGUUGGAGGAUAGCUUGUGUUUUCAGAACACGCCAGACAGCCACCACGUUGACGACCACUACAACGUUGACGAUGACACUGAGAACGAAGCUUUUGUCGUGGGCAGAGCGUUGACGGCUAUCGUCGACAUCGGGUCGAACGGCAUCCGGUUCUCCAUUUCCUCGAAGGCGCCCCACCACGCGAGAAUCAUGCCGUGUGUCUUCAAGGACCGGUUGGGCAUAUCGCUCUUCGAUGCGCAAAUUAACGACGACAAUGAGAACAACGGGCUGACCAAGAAGCCCAUUCCGGACGACGCCAUACGGGAGAUCAUUCGCUCGAUGAGGCGGUUCAAGUGGAUUUGUGAGGAUUUUGGCGUUCCUUCGAACGGAGUUAAAGUUGUCGCCACGGAGGCCACGAGAGUGGCAUCGAACUCGCAGGAGUUCAGAGACAAAAUCUAUGAGGCUACGGGCUGGAAGGUCACACUUCUCAGUAAGGAGGAGGAGGGCAUCACCGGUGCGUACGGAGUGGCUUCCUCGUUCCACGAGGUGUCUGGGCUUUUCAUGGACUUGGGUGGUGGAUCGACACAGUUGAGCUGGAUCAUCUCCAAGAAUGGUGAGGUGAAGAUCAGCGAACACUCGGUCUCCUUGCCCUACGGUGCCGCGGCCCUCUCGCACCGCAUGAAGCACGAGGACAUCAACGACUUGUUCCACGAGAUAAAGAGCUCCUACCAGGUUGCGUUCGAGAAGAUAGGUCUUCCCCAGGUCCUUAUCGACGACAUAGAGAAGAACAAUGGAACAAAGCUGUUCUGUUGCGGUGGUGGGUUGCGAGGCUUGGGUCACUUGUUGAUUGCCAACGAGCCGGAUUACCCGAUUCAAACCAUCAUCAACGGCUACUCUGCGACCUUCGAGAAGGUGGAGAGCAUGUGCAACUACUUGCUGUUAAAGAGAAAGGUCCCCCGGUUUGAAAACUUCAAGGAGAAGGAGUCAAAGAUUUUCUGCGUCUCAAAUCGUAGAGAACAGCAAUUACCAGCCGUUGGUUUGUUAUUGUCUGCAGCCUUUGAGUCUUUGCCGAGAGUCAGAACGGUUCACUUCAGUGAAGGUGGUGUCCGUGAGGGUGUCUUAUACUCAAUGUUCUCUAAAGAGAUCAAAGAGGAGGAUCCGAUAAUCACUGCAACAAGGCCGUAUGCUCCGCUUUUGGCACACAAAUACAUGGAUCUACUCAAAACCGGAUUACCUUCUGCUUAUGAUGGGAUCGUGCCUAUCGAGAUUGCCAACCGAAUAAUACCAGCAUUGUGCAAUAUAGCGUUUGUGCAUUGUUCAUAUCCAAAGGAAUUGCAACCUACGGCAGCAUUGCAUGUUGCCACGUCCGGUAUCAUUGCAGGCUCGCAUGGUUUGUCACAUAGAACAAGAGCGUUGAUAGGAAUUGCGCUUUGUGAAAGGUGGGGAGCCGAGUUACCGUCCAGUGAGAGCAACUACUAUGCCAGUUUGGAAAAAUUGGUGAUUGAUUCUGCUCCUCGUCGUGGGGAAAAGAUGAUUUACUGGACCAAGCUAUGCGGCAAGAUGAUGCAUGUGAUUUGUGGUAUUCAUCCUGGUGGUAACAUCAGACCGGGAUCUUUGUCAUUCCAGUUCAAAAAUGAUUCCGAGCUAAUCACCAACGAGACAUCGGAAGAUGAGGCGAAGGACAACGGCAAAAAGGACAAAGAUAUCAAAAACACGUUGAUCAUAACGCUACCUUACGAUGGAGUGAAAUACAGCUACAGUAUCAAGAGUAGAGCUCUCGGGUUCCAGAAGAAGAUAAAGAAGUUGAACAAAAUGUAUUCAUGCAUCGGCAAAGUGAAGGUGGUUGUUCAACAUGAUAACAUUUAA
This is a messenger RNA of Pichia membranifaciens NRRL Y-2026, 1848 nucleotides long. RefSeq lists its product as hypothetical. The transcript has a single exon. Gene Ontology annotation, biological process: regulation of transcription by RNA polymerase II. The record is from RefSeq and is a predicted model, not a curated record. Bases 1 to 1848 code for a protein of 615 amino acids. NCBI's taxonomy places the organism in Eukaryota, Fungi, Ascomycota, Pichiomycetes, Pichiales, Pichiaceae.